AUGAGAAUUUACGAGAAGGAUAUCAAUGAUCUUGAGGCAACUGAGCUAAGAUUAGGUUUGCCUGGGAUAAUAAACGAUGAAUCUUCAACAUCAACUAGUACUUCUAAAAAUAGCAGAAAAAGACCUUCAUCUAGUAGUGUAAAUGAAAAUGAACAACAAGACUCAGCUCCUGCACCAAAAGCACAAGUUGUUGGUUGGCCACCAGUUCGAUCAUACAGGAAAAAUCAUGUGUCUAAAUUAUCAGAAUCUGAUAAUAAUUCCUCAGGAAUGUAUUUAAAAGUUAGCAUGGAUGGAGCACCUUAUUUGAGGAAAAUUGAUCUUCAGGUUUACAAAAGUUAUCAAGAGCUACUCAAGGCUUUACAAAGCAUGUUCAAGUGCACUAUUGGAGUGUAUUCAGAAAGAGAAGGAUAUAAUGGAUCUGAUUAUGCACCAACAUAUGAAGACAAGGAUGGUGAUUGGAUGCUUGUUGGUGAUGUACCAUGGGAGAUGUUUAUAAGUUCUUGCAAAAGGCUUAGAAUUAUCAAAGGAUCUGAAGCUAAAGGUCUAGCAUGUCUAUAA
Messenger RNA from Solanum lycopersicum (tomato), 558 nucleotides. It is a transcript of the gene IAA3, whose product is annotated as IAA3 protein. The record is from RefSeq and is marked provisional. Gene Ontology annotation, molecular function: protein binding. Gene Ontology annotation, cellular component: nucleus. NCBI's taxonomy places the organism in Eukaryota, Viridiplantae, Streptophyta, Magnoliopsida, Solanales, Solanaceae. Gene Ontology annotation, biological process: regulation of DNA-templated transcription.